UCUAAGUUGUAAAGGUAGGUUACGUCAGAGACACUGCUGCUGCUGGUUGAAUCGAUGGUGUGCAUGAAAAUUAAAAACUACGUGCUGAGGACUGCCAGCUGAGGCCAUGAGUCGAGCCCCUCUACAGCAGCCGCAGAGCUGUGGGCCGUGGGAGCGGAAGGAGCGUCUGGGGACUGGAGGCUUUGGGAAUGUCACGAAAUGGCAAAAUAAGGACACAGAGGAGCAGAUCGCUGUAAAGCAGUGCCGUCAGGAGAUGAGCGAGAAAAACAAAGAAAGAUGGUGUCUGGAGAUCCAGAUCAUGAAGAAGCUGGAGCAUGUCAACGUUGUUGCAGCCAGAGAGGUCCCUGAAGAAAUGAAGAAACUGGUGGCCCCGCAUCACCCGCCACUUCUGGCCAUGGAGUACUGCCAGGGAGGAGAUCUGAGAAAGUAUCUGAACCUCCUGGAGAACUGCUGUGGAAUGAGGGAGGGCUCCGUUCUGAUACUGUUAUGUGACAUCUCCUCGGCACUCACCUACCUCCACAAGAUGAGGAUCAUCCACAGAGACCUGAAACCAGAAAACAUUGUGCUGCAGCAGGGAGAGAAACGAUUGAUUCAUAAGAUUAUCGAUCUCGGCUACGCUAAAGAGUUGGACCAGAGCAGCAUCUGCGUCUCAUUUGUUGGGACACUUCAGUACUUAGCUCCAGAGCUCAUAGAGAGGCAGAAGUACACGGUCAAGGUGGACUACUGGAGCUUCGGCACUUUGGUGUUUGAGUGUAUCACAGGAUAUCGCCCUUUCUUACCAACCUGGCAACCUGUUCCUUGGCACAACAAACUGAGGCUGAAACAGGACGAUGAUAUUGUCGUCCAAGAGGACCUCUUAGGAGAAGUGCGUUACUCCAAACAUGUGCCCCAGCCCAACAACCUCAACAGUCUGUUGUUAGAGAAAAUGGAGAGGUGGCUGCAGUUGAUGUUGAAGUGGGCUCCUCAGGAGAGAGGCAUAGACCCCGAGGCUACACCCAGCAACUGCUUCUCCCAGCUGGAUGUCAUACUGCAGCUCAAGCUGGUUCAUGUCCUGAACAUGAUGUCUGCUAAGAUCCUGACAUACUCAGUCUCAGAGGACGAGACAGUGGCCAAUCUGCAGUUGAGGAUCGAAAAAGACACCAGCAUCCUUGCAGCCAAUCAGGAGCUGCUGCUUGAGGCGGGGAUAGCUCUGGAGCCUCAAGGGCUGGCCACCCAAUGCGCCAUAGAUUACACAGAGAUAGAUGGCCGACGGACAGACCUGCCUCUGGUCUUCCUGUUUGAUCGCUCCUCCUGCAGCUAUGAACCUCAGUUUGCUCCUCGCACCCUUCCGGACAACAUCUGCUUUGCCCAAAGCGACCCGAAACGCGUCCUUCCUUACAGCCCUCUGAGGAGGACUUGCGGUCAGGCGUGGCACACCAUCCGUUCCCUGAAAGAGGACUGGCAGAGACUGCAGCAGGGACAGAAAGCUGCCAUCAUGAGCCUGCUGAGACACAACUCCUCGCUGUCCAAACAGAAGAAUGAGAUGGUGUCCAUGUAUCAGAGACUCAUGGCCAAGCUGGACUUCUUCACUACCAGCAUUCACGUAGACAUGGACAAAUACCAGGAGCAGACCUCCACUGGGAUCGCAUCAGAGAAACUCCUUGGCGUGUGGAGGGAGAUGGAGCAAAAAGCUAUCAGCUGUGAUCAGGCCAAGGCGAGUGAACUGGAGGAGGAGAUGAUGCAUCUGCAGCAGGACAUAGUGGAUGUGCAGAGACAGCCGUGGAGGAGUGGAGAAGCUCUGGACACACUUGAAGGAAAAGCCAUGGAGCUGUUCCGCAAACUCAGAGAGAAACCUCGAGACCAAAGGUGUCCAGGGGACAGUCAGGAGAUGGUGCGACUGGUCUUUCAGGCAGUGCAGUUCUAUGAAAAGAAACUGAGAGACUUCUACACACACCUCAGUAAGACCGCCUUGUGCCGUCAGCGUGUGAUGGAGCUGCUGCCCAAGGUGGAGGGAGUGGUUCAGAGGAUGGCAGAGAGCGAGCAGGUGCUGAUGAGUCUGCAGGAGAGGCGACAGAGGGAGCUGUGGAACCUGCUCAAAGUGGCCUGUAGUAAAAUUCCCAGCCCAGUGAGUGGAACUCCUGAUGGUUUACGUACCCCAUCUUCAGGGCCUCUACUGACCCCAAGACACAGCUUACAGCAGUUUGAUGAGUCUCUGGUGGAGGAGAGCAGGACGUUUGAGAGUCGACUCCAGAGUUUGCUGCAUGACACCAUCCAGGAGUCAGAUAGCAGUAUGGAGAUGUUGAGCGAAUGGACGUGGAUGCAAGGCGGACAGAAUUUCUCCAGUGACCUGUCCUAAAGGAAGUCUUCUAUUUGCUUACAUUUGGUACUCUACUGCCUCAGUGUGGACAGGGUGUCAAAUUACACAACAGUAGGUAGCGACUGGUUUGUUAGAGAAUGGGAAUGCUGUAAGAUAGGCUGGCUCAUCCUUGCUAACCAGAUGAGGGAGAAGGUGCUCAACACUGCUGUAUGGAUUUUAAAGCCAACCUGUUUCAUACAUUUAUCUCUGAUUAGGAUGUACAUCAGAGGACUUUAUUAAAGACGGACUGUAGUUAUGUAGUUGUUACCCAUUUGUUAUUAGAACAAAAAUAUGUGAACAUCAAUUAAAUGGGCAGAUCGUAACGGAAAGAGAACAUUGAGUAAAUAAAAUAUGAACAUAUCUUCUUUAUAAGAGGAACGGGAGCAGCCAGCAGAAAAUAAUGUCCAAUAUCUGAUAAGUGAAUCUCCUUUUAAAAGUGUCCUUAAAACAGCUCAGAAACAGAAAGAGCUAAUUUUCUCCUCAAGUGAAUAACUGAGAGUUCAUGAAUGUAAAUGUUUAACCAAAAAAAAAAAAAACUUCUAUUGUGUUUAAAUCUAUAUAUUUUAGGUUUGUUUCAUCGGUGUAACUAUUUUAUAGAUGGACUGUUAUGAAUCUAAAUAUAUUGUGUAUGUACAUUUCUCGCAUUGGACCUUUAGUAUUUAGAGGAAAGUAAAUGAAUGAUGUUUGUAACUGUUAAAGGACCGUUUUGACUGUAUGCUGCGUCACGGUGUGAAUUUGAUCCUUCUUAUUUUUUGAUACUUCAUAAAAAUUGCGAGAAGGUUUGGACAUAAGAAUAGACCAUUUUAAAACCUGGUGCUGUUAAGCUCCCUGUGAUAAUAUCUGGUGAUUUUAAUCCCAUUUAAAUUGAGUCUGUCAGGAGGUUAGGUCAGUAUAGGUAGUAUAGUAAGCAUAUAAUAGUAUAGUAAGUGAUAGUGUUAAUUUCCAUGGUUAAAAACAAUAACAACAUAUUGUUGUUCUCUCUUGACUUGGUGCAAUAAGGUUAGAAAAGUUGAUUAUUUGUGGCCUAAACCUUUAUUUUGAAACAUUUCCCUCUUUUUCUUAAACUAUGCAAGACUAUUGUCAACCUUUAUGGAUUCUGAUAAUCAGUGAACACGACUUUAAAACCAAUUAUAUAGACGAAUGUGUACUAGUUAUUUCCUCUACCUCCGUUAUAUUCAUGCUUUGAGUGCUUCAGCAUUCAUGAGGCUGCUUCAUCUACUGGAGGUGAUCUUUACUAUCUGUAUUUCACACAGUGAUGGGAAGUUAUACAUGUUGUCUGUCUGUCCUAUUGUUGUCCUUUUGUGUUAAUGAUCUUUUUUUUUUUUUUUUUUACCUCAAAGCUGUAAUACCACCAUAAUGUGAUAAUGUGAGGGACUUCAAUCAUAUUUUACAAAACAAAAACUGACAUCAACUGAUUUUAUCUUUGAUUCAUCUGCUUUUUCUAAGAACAAGGUUUCCUCUCCUUUUUUCAUUUUCAUGUCAACAAAAAUAAAAUAAAAAGUCCACUUCAAGA
Molecule: messenger RNA, 3848 nt
Organism: Labrus bergylta (ballan wrasse)
Lineage: Eukaryota; Metazoa; Chordata; Actinopteri; Labriformes; Labridae
Gene: ikbkb
Product: inhibitor of nuclear factor kappa B kinase subunit beta
Biological process (GO): tumor necrosis factor-mediated signaling pathway; positive regulation of transcription by RNA polymerase II; peptidyl-serine phosphorylation
Cellular component (GO): IkappaB kinase complex; cytoplasm
Molecular function (GO): IkappaB kinase activity; protein binding; ATP binding
Source: RefSeq, a predicted model, not a curated record